Saccharomyces cerevisiae S288C is the source of this 2067-nucleotide messenger RNA. It is a transcript of the gene YMR1, whose product is annotated as phosphatidylinositol-3-phosphatase YMR1. The coding region runs from base 1 to 2067 and encodes 688 amino acids. Gene Ontology annotation, cellular component: cytoplasm. The transcript has a single exon. Gene Ontology annotation, molecular function: phosphatidylinositol-3-phosphate phosphatase activity. The record is from RefSeq and is marked reviewed. NCBI's taxonomy places the organism in Eukaryota, Fungi, Ascomycota, Saccharomycetes, Saccharomycetales, Saccharomycetaceae.
AUGGAGUACAUCAAGAUUGCCAAAGUAUCUAAUGUAGUGCUGCAUAGAAGAGGUACGGCCACACAAGGUACUUUACAUUUGACUACUCACCAUUUGAUCUUUGAGUCACCACAAUUGUCGACGGAAUUUUGGUUUCCAUAUCCUUUGAUCUAUGGAGUGCAUAAAAACCCGGGUAGUACAUUACUGUCCAAGUUGACUUCCACUAAUCAAAUCCAAUUGGAGGGAACGGAUUCACAGAAUUACAAGCUUUACCAGGGUAAGGAUCUAUGGUCUUUUGUAAAUAUCAAGGUAAUUGGGAAAGAUUAUGCGGUAUUCUCAUUGGAUUUCGGUGGUGAUUUACAUCUACAGGCAAGAAAGGUGUAUGAUUCCAUCUUAAAUUUGACGGUCCUGUCCAAUAUCACGCAACUAUAUGCAUUUAUUUACAUAUCCAACAAUCUGGAAAGGAAACUACCUUCACCCGAUAGCUGGGAUAUAUAUGACCCAAUUAAGGAAUUUCGAAGGCAGGGCCUCGACAGUAAAGAUGAAACAUGUCCUUGGAGGCUAUCCACGGUAAACGAACACUAUGAAUUUUGUCCAACGUAUCCCUCAAAACUUUUUGUACCAAGAUCCACGUCAGAUAUAUUAUUGAAGCAUGCUUCGAAGUUUAGAUCACAGAAAAGAAUUCCUGUUUUAACUUAUCAUCACAAGGCAACAGAUUGCAACAUUCUUAGGUCAUCUCAACCAUUACCGGGGUUGAUCAAUCAGAGGUCCAUUCAAGAUGAAAAAUUAGUUUGGGAAAGCUUCAACUCAUUUUGUAAUAAAGAUAUUAGAAGAACGAAACAUGUAAUAGUAGAUGCCAGACCCAGAACAAAUGCAUUAGCACAGAUGGCGUUGGGUGGCGGGACAGAAAAUAUGGAUAAUUAUAAUUUUUUUUUAGCUGAUAACAAUAUGGGUGUCGAUAAAAGUCUAAAACUGCCCACAGUUACACGGUUAUUUCUUGGUAUAGAUAACAUUCAUAUUGUUUCCAACACAGCUGCAUACAUGACGGAAGUUAUCUGCCAAGGUGGCGAUUUGAAUUUACCACUGGAACAGAAUUUAAUUAGGAGUCAAAAAUUUUCCAAUUGGUUGAAGUUGAACACUCUUAUUUUAAAAUCCGUUGAUAUGCUUUUAAAGUCCAUCAUUUUCAAUCAUUCCAACGUUUUGGUUCAUUGUUCUGACGGUUGGGACAGAACCAGUCAAGUUGUAUCACUAUUAGAAAUUUGUUUGGAUCCUUUCUAUAGAACUUUUGAAGGUUUUAUGAUCCUAGUGGAAAAAGAUUGGUGCUCUUUUGGUCACCGGUUUUUGGAAAGAAGUGGUCAUUUAAACUCUGAUAUUAGAUUUCAUGAUAACACUAUGCAUUCCAACUUCAACGAUGUGGAUACCAAUGGCGAUGAUCUUGACAUAGGUGUUAACACUCAAGACGAUUAUGCUGAAGAUGAUGAAGGAGGUGAAGAUGAGACGAAUUUAAUUAAUUUGAGUAGAAUUUCCAAAAAAUUUAACGAAAACUUUAAAUUGAACAAGAAAAGUCUAAAGUUCGUCUCCCCAGUUUUCCAACAAUUUUUAGACUGUGUAUACCAACUUUUGACGCAAAACCCAGAUCUAUUUGAAUUCAACGAAAGAUUUUUAAGAAGACUAGUUUACCACUUGUAUUCAUGCCAAUAUGGAACAUUCCUUUCCAAUAGCGAGAAGGAGAAAUUUCAACAGAAUUUGCCAAACAAGACUAAAAGUGUCUGGGACUACUUCAGAUCUAGAAGAAAGCAGUUCAUAAAUCCAAAUUUCAUACAGAGAAAAAGAAGCGGCAUGAAUGAGCACGAUCAAAACCUUGAAGAGGAAGAAAAAGUGGAGUGGAUUUCGCCGGAUCUGAAGAAAGUCCAAUGGUGGUGGCAGUUAUAUGGAAGAAAAGAUUCAGAAAUGAAUGAUGAAUUACGCCAUAAACGAGACUCAGUACCCAUAUCGGUGGAUAAAAAGAGUAAAGAGCAUAGUAAUUCCGAUGGCGGUAAGGGUUUAAAUUUGUCAAUUUUUGGAUUUGAUAUGUUUAAUAGAAAGUGA